This is a messenger RNA of Strongylus vulgaris, 578 nucleotides long. The record is from the annotation of a GenBank genome assembly. NCBI's taxonomy places the organism in Eukaryota, Metazoa, Nematoda, Chromadorea, Rhabditida, Strongylidae.
AUGUAUGUUUUCAAACACUAUGACAACGAUCGCGAUGGAUACAUCAGUCAGGCAGAGUUCCGACAAAUUUCAGGAAAUUUUCCAUUUAUCGACCCCUUCGGUGCAAUUGAUUUGGACAGGUGCCUGUCCUUACUUUUUAGAGACGGUCAAAUAUCACGCGAAGAGCUGAGGACCUAUUUUGUGAAAGCAAAUAAUGAUUCAGUAGAUUUUCGACUUGGAUUCAAGCAUAACUUUCAUGAAACGACUUUUCUGACGCCAACAACAUGUGGUCAUUGCGGUCGUUUGUUAUGGGGACUGAUUCGUCAAGGAUGGAAAUGUAAGGAUUGUGGCUUGGCUGUACAUUGCGAUUGCAAAGCCAACGCUGUCGCUGAAUGCCGACGAAGGUCUUCUUCAAUAGUAGAAUGGAUCUCGCCAAGGAGUGAUGGCUCGAGGAACAGGCCAUUCUCGAUGUCGAAGUUUGUAACUUCAAACUUGUUUAGAUUUGGUUUUUUUCUGGAUCAAAGAAUUACUGAGAAAUUGCAUAUUAUCAUGGACAGGAUGAUAUCCUUUUGCAGCAUUGAAGGUGUACGGAAAUGAUG